CUAGAUUCCCUCUCCUCACCAUAUGGAGGCACACUCCGCCGCCGCCGCAUCGCCGGAGAAUCCAAAAAUCGGCACGGUGCGCCGCCUCUACGAGGCGCUAGCAGCCGGGAACAGGAGGAUCUCGGGCCUCAUAGCGAGCGACCUAGAGUGGUGGUUCCACGGCCCGCAGAACUGCCACUACAUGAUGAAGACGCUCACCGGGAAAUUCUCCGCGGCCGAUUUCAAGUUCGAGCCGCGGAGCAUCGACGCGGUCGACGACGAGUGCGUCAUCGGGGAGGGGUGGGAGGGGGAUCAGGUGUACUGGGUGCACGUGUGGACCCUCCAAAACGGCGUGAUCACGCAGUUUAGAGAGUAUUUCAACACUUGGCUCACCGUCAAGGAUUUGAGGCGGCCGCUUGUUAGGUGUAUGAGCGGCGCCGCUACUCUGUGGCGGAGCAACCCUCAGGACUUGGCGAAACGGUCGUUGCCGGAGCUGAUGCUUGCCAUUUGAGUCGUUGUUUUUUGUAAACAUAAUGCAAUUUGUGUUUGUUUUUGCAAGUCUUUAAUUGCAAUAUUAAAUCUCAAAUAAGAGUAAAAUAGAAGAGAAUAAA
Salvia splendens (bonfire salvia) is the source of this 590-nucleotide messenger RNA. Its product is annotated as wound-induced protein 1. The coding region runs from base 23 to 490 and encodes 155 amino acids. Lineage: Eukaryota; Viridiplantae; Streptophyta; Magnoliopsida; Lamiales; Lamiaceae. The transcript has a single exon. The record is from RefSeq and is a predicted model, not a curated record.